AUGUCGCUACUUUUAACAGAAACAAAAAAAUCACAAUAUGAAGAAUUAUCCCUAUUGAUGGCUAUGUUUGUUGAUGAUGAAUUCCAAUGGUUGGGUAACGAAGAACAAGUGGAGCUUUGGAAGCCGGGAUAUCCUGGAAUUAUUAUCGUGGAAGGGUUAUAUGACAAUGUGCAAGAAUAUAUUUCAAGAUUAAAAAAUUUACGUUGGCAAGCAAUUACUGUUCGUUCAGAAGAAACCGAAACGUUUGAAAAUUAUGACGAUGAUAAUAAUAAUGUACCAUUGAAGAAAGAUGAUUAUAAAGGAUAUUUAAAAUUAAAGUUAGAAUGUAAUAAUCCUGGAAUUUCAGAAAUGAAGGAUAUGUCUGAAAUCUCUUCAAGGUAA
Messenger RNA from Diversispora eburnea, 381 nucleotides. NCBI's taxonomy places the organism in Eukaryota, Fungi, Glomeromycota, Glomeromycetes, Diversisporales, Diversisporaceae. The record is from the annotation of a GenBank genome assembly.